This is a messenger RNA of Carassius gibelio (silver crucian carp), 4646 nucleotides long. Its product is annotated as serine/arginine repetitive matrix protein 1-like. Gene Ontology annotation, molecular function: RNA binding. Bases 76 to 2994 code for a protein of 972 amino acids. The record is from RefSeq and is a predicted model, not a curated record. NCBI's taxonomy places the organism in Eukaryota, Metazoa, Chordata, Actinopteri, Cypriniformes, Cyprinidae. The transcript has 17 exons. Gene Ontology annotation, biological process: regulation of mRNA splicing, via spliceosome; mRNA processing. Gene Ontology annotation, cellular component: spliceosomal complex.
AGGCACCGGAAGUGAGGUAAAAGCUGCCCCGGCGCAGUGGACUGUGGGACAUCGUGCCAUAUUGACACGAUAGAAAUGGACGCGGGGUUUUUCCGCGGCACCAGUGCGGAGCAGGAUAACCGUUUCAGCAACAAACAUAAGAAGCUGUUGAAGCAACUCAAGUUUGCAGAAUGUCUGGAGAAGAAGGUGGAUAUGACCAAGGUCAACCUGGAAGUCGUGAAGCCCUGGAUAACCCAGCGAGUGACGGAGAUCCUUGGCUUUGAGGAUGAUGUUGUCAUCGAAUUUGUCUUCAACCAGCUUGAGGAAAAGAAUCCUGAUGGUAAGAUGAUGCAGAUUAAUUUGACCGGGUUUCUGAAUGGGAAAAAUGCUCGGGAGUUCAUGAAGGACCUCUGGCCGCUGUUACUAAGUGCCCAGGAGAACAUUGCUGGUAUCCCGUCUGCCUUCCUGGAGCAGAAGAAAGAGGAGAUCAAACAGAGACAGAUUGAACAGGAGAAACUUGCCUCUCUGAAAAAAAUAGAUGAAGAUAAAAGAGAGAAGGAGAGCAAAGAAAGAGCUCAGUCGAAAAGCCCUAAAAGGAGGAAGUCCCGCUCACCUGUGAAGCGUGACCGUAAGUCUAGUCCCUCUCGAUCUCCUCGCCGAAAACCGAGCCCGGCAGCCUCACCGCCUUCCAGUCCGCCCAACCAUAAAGAAGAACCAAAGCAAGAACCGGACCAAUCAGAGAGCUCCAAACCAGAGCCGCUUGUUCAGGAGGCUUCCUCUACUAGUGAUCUUGUGGGUGAUGUGAAGCCGGACUCUGUGUCUGAGGCUGUGAAAGAGUCAUCUCCAGAUAAAACAUCCAAAUCGGAAGACAGGCCCAAACCCAGAGAGAGGGACAGAGAGAAGGAUGGACGUAGAGAUCGCCCACGUCAACGCUCUCGUUCACCUCGCUCUCGUAGACGACCUCGAUCCCGCUCAAGGUCAUUCUCACCGCGUCGCAGAACUAGUCCCAGGAGGCGAAUCUCUCCAAGACGUAGGAGCCCUCCUAGACGGAGACCCCCCUCUAGGCAUAGACGUAGCCGUUCACCUGUCAACAGGCGGCGCUCUCGCUCCCGGUCCUCUUCUGGUAGUUCCUCUUCUCGGUCACCCCAUAAGAGAGUGGGGAAACGUGGGUCAGCUACCCCGCCCAGAAAACUUCCACGUCGCUCUGACCCCUCCAGCCCUUCCAGAAGACGAGGUCAUAGUCCUUCAAGACCCGACACCAGCCCUUCAGCUGUGAAGCUCAGGCCUGGUGGAAGAAAUGACUCUCGCUCUCCGUCCCCUAAACCAAGGCAGUCUGAUGCAUCAGACUCCGAGGAGGAGAAGGUGGGGAAAGAGUCAACAGCAGAUUCUGUCCAGCAGCGACGUCAGUAUCGCAGACAGAAUCAGCAGUCCUCUUCAGACUCGGGUUCAUCCUCUUCUUCUGAAGACGAAGGUCCGAGGAGGCAGAAUAGGGGGGCAGGUGCCAGGAAUGGAGAAUUCAGAAGGCGGCGUAGCCAUUCACCUGCAUCACCACGGAGAAGGCACAGAGAAGCAUCCCCAAGAAAGAGACGUUCUCCAUCACCUGCUGGCCGCAGACAUCGUUCACCUUCUCCUGUUCGCCGACGCAGGUCACCCUCUCCUCCCCCAAGACGCAGAUCUCCAUCUCCACCUCAUCGCCGCUUCACUCCCCCUAUCCAACGCCGAUACAGUCCCUCCCCUCCCCCUGCUCAAAAGAGACGCUCAUCAGGCUCUCCACCCAAGCGCAGAAGGUCUCCCUCCCCUUUGUCCAAGCGUAGAGGGUCUCCUUCACCUUUGUCCAAAAGGAGAGCGUCUCCUUCCCCCAUUUCAAAACGUAGAGGUUCUCCUUCCCCAGUUUCAAAACGCAGAGGAUCUCCUUCACCGGUGUCCAAACGCAGAGGAUCUCCUUCACCAGUGUCCAAACGCAGAGGAUCUCCUUCACCAGUGUCCAAACGCAGAGGAUCUCCUUCACCAGUGUCCAAACGCAGAGGAUCUCCUUCACCAGUGUCCAAACGCAGAGGUUCUCCUUCCCCGGUUUCAAAACGCAGAGGUUCUCCCUCCUCGGUUUCAAAACGCAGAGGAUCUCCUUCCCCAGUGUCCAAACGCAGAGGAUCUCCUUCACCAUUGUCCAAGCGUAGAGGGUCUCCCUCACCUGUGUCCAAAAGCAGAGCAUCUCCCUCACCCGUGGCCAAGCGUAGAGGGUCACCCUCUCCUGUGGCCAAACGUCGCCCCUCUCGAUCCCCGAAACGGAGUCGUGGCAGUAGUCCAGGAAAAAGACGUACUCCGCCCUCUUCUGCUUCACCCCCAUCCCGCCACCGUAGAAGUCCCCCUGCAGCCCGAGGCAGAGAUGCUCGUUCUUCUCCCCACAGCACUCGAGUGUCUUCCAGUCCUCUGCCCCGAUAUGGCCCCUCUGGUUCAUCCCCACAGAGACAAAGACGUCAGAUGUCUCCGUCUCAUAGUACCAGACCCAUUCGCAGGGUUUCCCGCACACCAGAACCACGCAAAUCUCAGAGAGGUUCUCAGAGCCCCCAGCCAGUAAGGAGGCAGGUUUCACGUUCACCAUCUGCUUCUCCUCCUCCUGCUCCAACAGCUCACAAGCGGCCUGCUUCUGUCUCACCUUCUCGCUCUGCUAGCUGUUCUCCACCUCCACCUGCCAAAAAGAACAGCAGCGUUUCCCCGAGCCCGUCACCUAACAAGAACUCUGAUGCUGAAGGUGGUAAGAAGAAGAAAAGGAAGAAAGAAAAGAAACACAAGAAAGAGAAGAAACACAAGAAGCAUAAGAAACAGAAAAAGGAGAAGAGUGGAGAAGAAAAGAGUGGAGGGGCGACAGGAGGACAGGAAGCAGAGCCAGAUUCUGAUCAGAAAAAGGAAUCAGAGAGUGAAGUAGAAGACAGUUUGGAUGAUCUGGAGAAGCAACUACGUGAGAAAGCUCUCCGCUCAAUGAGGAAGGCCCAGAUGUCCCCAUCAUCUCAGUCCUGAGGAAAUAUCCAUCACACCCCACAUCUCCCUCUUUCUCUUCCACUCUCUGCAUUUUAAAUGUUUGAUGUUGGUUCAGCUUUAGAAUGUACAGAUGUCCAAAUUCACCCUAGACUUUUGUUAGUUUGGAUUUUUUUUUGGCAUGUUUAUUGCUGAGGAGUUUUUUUAGAUGUGGAAAUGAUUGAGCAACUGAAAUUUCUUAAUCAGAUUCUGCCCUCCUUUCCACCCUUAAAUACUGUUGACAACUUUAUCCGAAAAACAAACCCCUUUUUUAUUCCCCGAUUCUCCCUUCCCCCAUAAUUCCUGUGUAGCUUUUAUGGUCAUGAUAAAACAAAUUGAAAAGCUUAUUUGCAGUUCUGAGUUAAUAAUGUACAAGUUAGCCUAUGAAUUCUCUUUACUUCAGCAGGACUUUUUAUGAGAGUUUUGUUUGUGUGGACAGCAGACCCCUGCGUGUUUGUCCUCUUGUGUGCAUGAUCAAUAAACCAAAACACCCAGAGAGCGGAUCCAGCAAGCUGCUCUCUCUGUUUAACUGAGCAUUGUGGCAGUGCUUGAGCUCUACUGUGCACUUGAGAACAAAUCAGUGAAGUCUGUUUUCGUCCUUUAUUUUUUUGCUUUAUAUUUUUUGUAACCUAAGUUGUGUUUGAAAUUGUUGGAGCCUGCAGUAAUUUCAGGCUUUGAACAAAGUCACAUUAAAAUUGAAAAAAAAAAAAAGUUUUUGGUCUCAAAUCCUUUUCUUUAAAUUGCAUAAAAAUGUUAUGUUUACAUCUGUAAUUUGUUGAUUUCCCAGAAUUGGCUAAAUGAGAAACCAAGCCAGUAUGAGAGCAUUACAUGCAUUGCAUUUGAGAUGCAUACAAGGCUGUUUUACAUAUGUUUUCUAAUCCAAUGUGGUCUAGAAGGUUCUUCGGAAAGCCUGUGGUGUUCCAGGUCUGGUGAUGACACAUGAUAAUCAACUGCUGUACAUGUGUUAUCUUGUCGUCACCUUGGCAACACUUGGUGACAAAUCUUCAGUAGCAACAAAUGAAAGCUCAGUGAGUUCUUAUUGUGUAGUGCAGUUAACAAGGACUGAUCUGAAAAAACAGCCCAAGGCAACAAUGUUUAUGCCCUGGUUGUUAUUUUAUAAUGCCACCUGCUUCCUAACUGGCCACAGGCAGCUGUGAGAAUACAUAGGUGUUUAAGAGAUAAACAUGAAGUCUGUCUUUAUGGCUGUCCCUAGAGGUCAGACUAAGUGAUGGAGAGCUUUGUUUCUGGAUCAGCUGUGUUUCUUUGUGCACUGUGCUGGAAGAUCAUUGUUCAUAACAAAGACCUAAACAGAGAUACUUGCUCGUUUUGUUUUUGCUUUGUCUAAUUUUGGGGUUUCUUUAAGGAACUACGAAGCCAAACAUGGCUAACCAAAUUACCUUCGCAAUUUAUGUUCGAUUAGUAUAACUUUUUCUCGGUUUAAAAAACAAUUAUGUAAAACUGCUAUUUUAACAACCACAUUUUUGGGUUUAUGAGAUAAUCACUAGUCAAAUCUAGAACUUGUACUAGUUUCUAUAUUUAGGCUGCAUGUUCUGUUAUGAUCUGUAGCAUUUUGUUGUUUCUUUUGUUCUAUUUAGAAUUGAAUGCAUGCUGAUUUUGCCAAUUACUUAUUAAAAGACAACGCCAUGUGCAACUGA